Molecule: messenger RNA, 3804 nt
Organism: Procambarus clarkii (red swamp crayfish)
Lineage: Eukaryota; Metazoa; Arthropoda; Malacostraca; Decapoda; Cambaridae
Source: RefSeq, a predicted model, not a curated record
CAGUGGUGCUUCAGCCGUGUGAGUGGGUGCACGUUCCGCCCUCUCCGCUCCUCAAUGACAAAAAAGUCGGAAAUCAAAAUGAAUAAUCUAAAAUUCAUAUGCGUGCUAAAGCUACACGUUUUGGCAGCUUGCUGUUAUCUUCAUUAUCACUAUAGUUAUGUACACACUAUUUAAGCAUGAGAUGGUAACCGUGGCGACAGUCGUGACUGUGGUGGUCAAAAUAACUGUUAUUAUCUAACCGACGUGUUACACUUCGUAAUAUCACUACGCAACAAUUGUGUAACACUCAGAUGUCACGAGUUAUGAAUACGUUAUCGAGGAGCGCGGCCACACGUGUCCUCCGUACUGCCCUGUGUGUGUGUAGUGUGACGAGUUCGGUGUUGUCCAAGCCCGUCUGUACAUAGAGGCUGACCAUGCUGCCUAGUGUCUAGUGUGGAUAAUGUUGGGCAGACGUGUGCAGGCGUGGGCGUGGGCGUGCAUGUGGCUGGCGUGGGCGGCCAUGGGGGACGAGGAGGACCCGCUGCAGCACAAGGCCCAGGUCGCUGCCCGUGACCGCCAGCUCACACGGGUGCUACAUACACUUGGUGUCGAGAAGUCAGCUUCUGAAGAUAACCCGGAUAGCGGCGGCAAGGAUGACGAAGGAGCAGCCGGGGCCCCGGGAGAGGCGUGUACACACAAGACCCUGGACAUCGCCGUCCCUCCUGACCAGUUUACCAAGUUUCAGGACGGCACAAGAGCCGCCCUGCACAUUGCUAACUUAUUGAAUAAUCUGUUCGUAGCGGUUCCUGAAGGCCUGGACCCAUCUUACCCUCCAUACGUGUUUUACGCACUCGUCAGAGCCAUGAUGGACAACGAACCUUCCAUCAUGUCUUCGGCGGUCGCUUUCCAGAGGGGAGAGUUCCGCUCUCCAGUGGAACACAAGACUCUACACGAUGUAAAUGUUUCAAAUGAUGAAGGAAUACUGAGAGGCUCUCAAGAGGACACGACGGACCACAGGCAGAUGUUCGGAGCAUACGCCUACAGAAGGGACGGAGAGAUAGGGACGACAAACCUGGCCAUGCUCUAUAAUCAGUCGUACGACCAGGCCGACGUGGAGGGCUCCAUGUGGUUCACCGCUCACCUCACUUACAGGCGGGGUCGACGGAGGAUCAAUGCCACACUGACACCUGAAGGAUCACCUUCACCCUCGGGGGCCCUCACUCAGGAGGAGGACGGGCUCUGGGCCCCCAGCCCUCACUACGACUGUGGGGCCUCGGGCGCCUGGGUCAUCGCUUACUCCCUCCCCUUCUUCGCCAGGGCCGCCGACGGCAUCUUCGCCAGACUCAAGGGUGUGGUGCUGGUGACCUUCCCACUGUCAGUGGUCGACCUCAACCAGUGUGAUGACUCAGAUGACAUCCUUGGUCAUCACCUCUUCGGUGGCACCCAUAAGUGUGACGUCUCCACCACCAGGUGUGUGCCGGUGGCGGGUGUCGGGUUCCGGCGAGGCGGGUACCGGUGCCAGUGUCGGCCCAACUACUUCCGCCCCAAUACCACACACCAGUACUUCAAUGGCACCCUCGUCGAGCUGGCGUACUCUGAGACCCGCACCCUGCACGCCUUCAGAUGCUGGCCGUGUCCGGGAGGGUGCGGGGAGUGUUCGGCCUCGGUGACGUGUGGCGUCACCUACGACAAGUUGACCCGUCUGGUGCCUGUCUGUGUGGAGGCUGCCUGCGUCCUCGUCUGUCUCAUCUUGGCUCUCGUCAUCUUCAAGAUCCGCAAGUGUCGGGUGAUCGCCGCCUCACUGUGGACCAUGCUGGAGAUGGUGUUGCUGGGAGCCGUCGUCAUCUACUGUACUGUGUUCCUGAGAGUGGUGGAGCCGACGGCGCUGCUGUGCAUGCUGGAGCCCUGGUGUAGGGAGGUGGGCUUCGCUCUCUUCUACGGCGCCCUCGUCCUCAAGCUCUACAGGAACCUGGUCGACUACCGCACAAGGAAGGCACAUCGCUACGUCAUCCGUGACCGCGACCUGCUCAAGUACCUGGCGGGUCUGGUCGUGUUCAUCACGGGCUACCUUGCUGCCUGGUCGGCUCUCACGGCCCACCUGGCCACCGAGGGCCAUUCCCCCCUUGCUGUGGGCCGCACUUCUGACGGCUUAGCCUUCAGUGUCUGCAAGAGUGUUUGGUGGGAAUACGUCACAGAAUCUGGAGAGCUUCUGUUCAUCAUGUUUGGAUUGUACCUGGCGUGGCACUUGAACAAGGCGGCGAGGAACUCCGGAGACUGUAGUGAGCUCUCGGAGAGGCGAGCCCUGACUACUGCCCUGGUCUUGGAGCUGGUCACAUCAACCACACUUUACACCGGGCGUCACAUGGUGUGGCUGCGUGCACACCCUGACCACGUCUUCCUCGCAUACUUUGCAAGAACUCAACUUACUAUUACUCUCUCCAUUUUGUUGAUCUUAACUCCUAAGGUGUGGUGUGCUGCUGGUGUGGGGGGCCAAGACCUGCCGAGAAGGACCUACUCCACCACGGAAGGUGUCCAGGAGCCUCGCUUCUGUGAUGCUCUCACCAACGGUGACCUGGAAGCCUCUGAUAUCAACCUUAGUCAGAUGGACCCUGAGGAGAUCCGAACCGAGCUGAGACGAGUCUACACUCAGCUUGAGGUUCUCCGCACCAAGACGAUGAGGAAAGACAACCCUCAUAUCUCCAAGAGACGUGGUGGACGUAAGGCCACUCACAGAAGGUUCUCCCUGCAAAGUCGCACAGGAAGUCGAGAAAAGUCAUUCCAUCGCCACCACCAGCGCCCUCUGCCACUCUCACUGGAAGGUUGCGAGGGUGACAUCAGCAAAACUCCAGAGGAAUCUGUGUGUUCGAUUGAAGGUCCCUCAGUUGUGUCCGUCUACGCUGAUGGGCCUUCAGACACUGGAACACCGUCAAUCUUGCAUAGAUCGUAUAAAUUAUGAAAAUAUAACUUGAGGGUACUUGCUAUGUUCCCCAGCAAUGUAGAUGACAUCAGAGUACACUUAUAAAUAUUUCAUCCAUACAUGUUUCUUUUGAUGAUCCAUUCAAUACAGCAAAAGAUGUAUUCAUUGAAGUACUGUAUGUGUAAUUCUAAAACAAAUUCCAACAUGGUGCAUGUCUACACAUCAUAGUACUGUGUGUGUACAAAUGAAGCAAAAGCAAGUGAGCAACACUUGAGUAAAUGAUGUUCACAGUAUCAGAUUUGUAAUCAUUUUAUAUCAAUAUUUUGAUUUAGAAUAUAGAUUUUAUGUAAAUGAAAUAGUAAUGUAAAAGAUUUAUGCGAGAAAUGAAACCGUUACGGUGUGGGGCAGGAAGUUGCUGGCUCAUCAGAGGGCAUCUUGAGCCACCAUCAUAAUCUAGUCACAGCUCUAACAUUGUUAAUACAUUUCAUGGCUCCCAGUCAAUAUUUUUAUACAUCACUCACAUUUCAUUCUCUAAGCUAUAUCAAGAGCAUUAUAUCAAGUUUUUUAUUACAUUUGUUCGUGUAGAAUUGUUUAUCGCCAUAUUGCUUUGUUUAUUUAUAGAUAAGAUCUUAAAAUUAGCAAGAAACCAAAAUGAUUGUGUAAUGUGCAGAUGUAGUGUGUGUUGUGUUAUGUAAGAACCAUACAUUGAUUUGUUGUCAUAUGUGUAAACAACAGUUUUAACAUUGCUUAGAUACAUCUUUAUGAAGUAUCGAUGUUAAACAUAUAGAAUAGUUGCAUUCAUCACACACACAUUAUUAGCUCAAAAUUGUUACCUCAAACUGUUUGUUCCAGUGUUGUGCAUUGUGCCUAAUGCAAGUUAAAUAAUGUCCAUGAGGCAGCCGAGAUUA